GUCCUUUGUCUCUGUUGUCUCCCAGCAUUUAUGAAGAGACGUUGACUCCUUCACCAUGUUGCUCUCCUUGUUGCUGCUGCUGCUGCUGGUCAGAGCUUCACAAGCUUCUCAUUUUCUGGGCACCAUGAUGACCUACUACCCAGAGGAAACUUUUGCAGAUGGUUCAGUCUCAGUGAUCCUUCGCUAUAAGUUGAAUUUUGUCUCAUGCGUAGAUAGUGAUGCAUGGCAAUGUAAUGGCAACUGUGGAGCACAAACCCAAACACUCGGUUUGUCUGUGGUUCAGGAAGUAAGUGGUGAAUGGUGUCAGAGAGAAGGAGCGAUAACUCGUCUGCUGCCCAACAACACUGGAUUUGAGACUCUGUUGGCUGGUGGAGACUGGAUCAAUAGCAUACAAAAUGGGAUUGUAUCCUGGAGAGCUGUGACUGCUGUUGAAAUGAGGAACCGGUCGGACAUUGGAAAACCCAACACAUCCCCACAGACCACCAUCCUCCCUGCUUUGAGAAUUCCUUCAAACUGUGCCAAAAACAUAAAUUUAUUGGCCUUUGACCCUGAUGGAGACAAAGUGAGAUGCAGAUAUGGAAACACAUCAGCUUCAGAGUGCGACCCGUGUACACCACCGUCUGUCCUCAGCGUCUCAUCCAACUGUUCUCUGCCAUUCAGCCCAACCUACAGCAAUACUGAGCUUCAUUACGCCGUCCAGUUGGUGAUCGAGGAUUUUCCCACACAAAACAUGAACUUGAUUCAAACUGACGGCUCACAGGUGGUGAAAACUACCAAUGAUGCCAUCAGCAAGAUACCUCUGCAGUUUGUUUUGAAAGUGGGUCCACCAGUACCGUCCUGUGAAGAUGGCGCCUAUCUGCCCAGAUUUCUGCCUCCAACUCCAGAAAACAGAGCUCAGCUCUUCGCCCCUGCUGGUCAGGCUCUGGUAAUCAACAUCAGAGCUGAGGCGACUCAGUCUGUCAUCACCGGCCUCCUGUACAGCGGACCUUACAACGCGGUGAAGAAUUCCUCGGGAUCAGGAAACUUCUCUCUGACCUGGACGCCAUCGGCCAGUGAAGAUGGACAGAGCCACCCCAUCUGUUUUGUUGUCCAGGCAAAUUACUCGAACACUUUGUUACACUCUGACCUUCGGUGUGUUAUCGUGACGGUUGGAAACAGCCCAACAACGACACCAAUCCCAGCUGUAGCUUCCACAAACCAAACGACUCUGCAAACCACCGUAGCUCCAACUACAACUACAACUACAACUACAACUACUACACCAAACCUCACUGUAUCAGCUGCAAACCAGACCAUUCUCCAAAGUACAGCAGCUACAAUUGCAACUACUACUACUACACCAAUCCCCAUUGUAGUAUCCACAAACCAAACGACCGAGCAAACCACCGAAGCUCCAACUACUACUACAACUACUACUACUACACCAAUCCCCAUUGUAGUAUCCACAAACCAAACGACCGAGCAAACCACCGUAGCUAUAACUACAGCUACUACCACCCCCACCACCCUGGCUUCAACCGAAGCAAACGUAACAACCUCGGCUCCAGGACCUCAAUAUAUUAUCGCUCUGAACAUGAUGAUCUCUACCACGCUGUCGCUGGGGAAUAAUUCUGAUUACAUCAUAACUCUGAUUAAAAACAAACUGAUUGAGAAAGGGCUGCCUUCAACCAUAAGUCUUCGCCUCCUGAGCAGCGGUCUGGUGGCCGUCACAACAGCGAGUCCCUAGAGGAACAUCACCAAGAACUAACUGAUCGCCACAGGAAAAUACGUUCAGAAGACAUGAAUAUCUUUUUUUUAGGGGUGAUUUUAAAAAAAAUCCUUUUGUGUUUUUAACACCAUCAAUCAACCUGUAUAAUUUCUGGGCAUAAGACAAUAUAAUAAUAUGAUUCUGCAUAUAAUCUGAAUUUUUUGUAAUUUCUGUGGAUUUUACGUUACAAAAAUCUGUAUUUGUAUGGAAUAAAAUGAUAGUUAACAUUUGUUUCUGAAACACCGUUGGAAUGUAGCAGGUAAAUAUAGCCAUAUGUUUCCACAUGUACAUGAAUAUCUGAGAAUAUUUUGAUAAUUUUGGGGGUGAAACAGGAUUUAAUCUGUGGACCUGAGAAAAGUUUGAUCUUAUUCUGCAUGCAAACAUUACAUUCUGAAACAUUUUGCCAGUUUAUUCAUAAAAUACAGAGUUUUAUUUAA
Molecule: messenger RNA, 2184 nt
Organism: Xiphophorus couchianus (Monterrey platyfish)
Lineage: Eukaryota; Metazoa; Chordata; Actinopteri; Cyprinodontiformes; Poeciliidae
Exons: 11
Coding region: 56-1726 (556 amino acids)
Source: RefSeq, a predicted model, not a curated record